This is a messenger RNA of Penicillium brevicompactum, 1953 nucleotides long. RefSeq lists its product as uncharacterized. The transcript has 7 exons. The record is from RefSeq and is a predicted model, not a curated record. Bases 1 to 1953 code for a protein of 650 amino acids. NCBI's taxonomy places the organism in Eukaryota, Fungi, Ascomycota, Eurotiomycetes, Eurotiales, Aspergillaceae.
AUGGCUGCCCAGAAAUUGCGUUCUCGGCUAUGCAGGCUGUCUAUAUUCUUCCUCUCGGUCCCAGCUGUUAUAUCUACUUCCACUAUUGACAAUGGCAAGCUACUCUCGGUGAAUGGCAUUAGCUACUAUAGUGGUGGAAAUGCGGUCUCCUCUUUAAUCACGUCCGUGGAAUUCAACUCCACUCAAUUUGACGACAUCGUGCCUAUCACAGUUAUUCGGACAGACGAAACCCUCCUCACGAAAAGUAGCUUGAGCGAAAUCAUUGCAAAUUAUUCCGCUACUGAUGAUGUGUUCCAGGCCGGAUUUCUUGAAACUGUCUUUCUUCUCUACGAUGGUCACGGCCGGGGUCAAAUCGACCCUACUGCCAAGCAAACUUUCAAGGACCUUGGAAGCAGUCUUUUGAUGGCGUCCCCCGCCUAUCGUCCCGAAGCGCAUAUCACACCAGCUAAGAUUCGACAUGAUCUGCCCAAGGGACCCUAUUUCUAUUCCCCGAAGACGGGCGAAUUGUACCAGGCCUUCCGCUUGUACGCUGAUCACCAACUAGCAUUCACUGAAGCUGCCCUGAGCGAUGGUGCUGGUGGCUUUAAGCCUUUACCUGCAGCUGUAUCGGGUGCCAUGACCAAAAGUGUUGCUGUGCCGUCGAGGCUUUACUAUACACCCUCAUCACAGAAGCCACUCGCAGGGCUGCGCGUGGGAAUCAAAGACAUCUUUGAUCUGAAGGGACUACGGACCAGCGGCGGUAACCGGGCCUACUAUGAUUUAUAUCCUCCGCGCAAUACCACCGGCCCCGCACUCCAGAGACUCAUCGAUGCCGGCGCUGUAGUGAUUGGUAAGAUGGGAACGGUUCAAUUUGCGAAUGGUGAUAACCCCACUGCCGACUGGGUGGAUUUCCACUGCCCCUUCAACCCACGUGGUGAUGGCUAUCAAGCACCAGGAGGAUCCUCAUCCGGACCGGGUGCGGGUAUGGCCUCCUACGACUGGUUGGAUAUUGCCAUCGGUAGCGACACCGGUGGCUCGAUGCGCAGCCCGGGAGGAAUGCAGGGCCUAUUUGCCAACAGACCCUCAACUGGAGCUGUCAAUCUCGAUAAUGUGAUUCCACUUUGCCAUGCGCUUGAUACCGCUGGUGUCUUUGCUCGUAACGCGGCGACCUGGUCGAAGGUGAUGCAUGCUUGGUAUGAGAACUUCACUGACUACACGGAAUAUCCGAAGAAGUUGUUCUACCAGAACUCGUCUUUCCCUGCUGUGAACACCACGGCCGGUGCACUUAUUGAGGAGUUUGUCGGAAAGGUGGAGAAAUUCCUUGGGGCUAAGAGGGAGUUCGUGAACAUUUCUUCUCAGUGGGAGGAAACUCAGCCAUCUGGAACAGCGGCCAUCUCCAAGUUUUUGAAUACUACUUAUGCUUCUCUUGUAUCCGUUGACCAAUAUCGUUCGUUGAGUUUACCAUUCUAUGAGGACUAUGCAGCAAAGCACGAGGGUCGCCGGCCUUUCGUGAACCCAGGUCCUUUGGCAAGAUGGGCUUGGGGUCAGGAAAAUGGCGGAGACGCUGCUUAUGACGAGGCUCUGAAGAACAAGACCGUGUUCAAAGACUGGUGGGAGACGAAGGGAUUCGGCAAGGCUGAUGAUACUACUUGCUCUGAGGGCAUUUACAUCUACCCCUACAGCAGGGGAGAGACGCAAUACCGGAAUGCUUAUUUCAGCGCCCCAUCUGCACCUCCUAUGGGUUUCUCCGAUGGUCGCAUUGCCGUCUUAGCCGGUGCUCCGGAUCUAGUUAUUCCUGUUGGCGAGAUUCCGUACAACUCCACUAUUUCACUCAAGACGGAGUACAUGCCUGUGACAAUGAGUUUUGUCGCGGCCAGAGGCUGUGAUUUGAUGCUGGUCAACCUCAUUGAAGAUAUGGAACAGGCGGGUAUUCUCAAGCCCGUGAGUACCGGGUCAAGGAUGUAUCCUGAAUGA